Messenger RNA from Sceloporus undulatus (fence lizard), 2562 nucleotides. RefSeq names its product vomeronasal type-2 receptor 26-like. Lineage: Eukaryota; Metazoa; Chordata; Lepidosauria; Squamata; Phrynosomatidae. The record is from RefSeq and is a predicted model, not a curated record. Gene Ontology annotation, molecular function: G protein-coupled receptor activity. Gene Ontology annotation, biological process: G protein-coupled receptor signaling pathway. The transcript is spliced from 6 exons. The coding region runs from base 1 to 2562 and encodes 853 amino acids. Gene Ontology annotation, cellular component: membrane.
AUGAAGUACCGAGUGCAUUGUCAUAUAGACCAGUCUUCUUACCAGACAGUGACUUUCAUACUCUUUCUGUUACUGCUAUUGCCUCAGUUACUGUGCAAUGUGCUAGUUGCUACAUGUAAGAUCAAUGACAGACGACCAAGAAAUCCCAAGUAUUUUCAGCCAGGAGACCUCAUCAUUGGUGGCAUUAUUUCAAUGUUCUACACAUUUGCCCACCCUGUCAACUUCAAUGAACAUCCUGCUGAUGAAAUCCUGGAUGACCUUGUCCAUUUCCUUGUAAGAUGGACCUAUCUUGCCUCAAUAGAGCUACUCUCCACACAAAGAAGAGUCAUCCCAAACUACAAAUGUGAUAUGCAGGAUAAUACAGUAGCAGUCAUUGGAGGCCCUAAUUCAAAUGUAUGUCUCUCCAUGGCAACUAUUCUCUCUUUCUACAAGCUGCCACAGAUUGGAUAUGGCUCUUCUCCAGUGAUGAAAGAUGAAAUACAACGAGUUCUCUUUCAGCAGAUGUUUCCCAACAAGGACCUCCAAUACAAUGGGAUUCUCCAGGUGCUGCUGUUUUUCAACUGGACCUGGAUUGGAGUGAUUUUUAUAUCAGGCGACAGUGGAGAAAGGUUUGUCCAGACUGUACUUCCCAUGUUUUCCCAAGAAGGUAUCUGCUUUGACUUCAUAGAAAUGCUGCCAUUCUUAUAUUUAAUCACCAGUAUAACAGACAUGAUGGCCAAGUGGAUUGAAGCAUGCAAUGUUGUGCUGAAUAGUACUGCAAAUGUGGUGCUAGUACAUGGAGAAAUUCACACCAUGAUAUUUUUGAGGAUGCUUCCACAGGUUUCAGAAGUUGAAGAUAUACCCAUGAGGACUAAAAGUAAAAUCUGGAUUAUGACAGCCCAGAUGGAAUUCACAUCCAUGCCUUUUCAAAGGAAGUGGGACAUAGACAUAAUCCAUGGUGCGAUCUCCUUUGCACCUCACUCAAAAGAGGUGUUGGGGUUUCAGAAAUUUCUUCAGAUGAGAACCCUUGCCUCAGAAAAAGAAGACGGCUUCAUCAGGGACUUCUGGCAACAGGCCUUUGGCUGUUUCCUCCCCACAUCCAUGACUGAGAACAAAGCUGAACCUGUCUGCUUUGGGAAGGAGAGGUUGGAAGACCUUCCUGGCUCUGUUUUUGAAAUGACUAUGAACAGCCACAGUUACAGCAUCUACAAUGCAGUCUAUGCUGUGGCACAUGCUUUGCAGUCCAUGCAUUCCUCCCAAUGGAAGCAUAAUACAAUAAUGGAGGGAAAGAGAUGGAAGUUUGUGAGUCAACAGCUGUGGCAGCUCCACAGGUAUCUGAGAAAUAUGUCCUUUAACAACAGUGCUAAUGAAAAGAUUUCAUUUGACAAAAAUGGGAGGAUAGAAGCUGGAUUUGACAUUAUCAAUUGGGUCACAUUCUCGAACCACUCCUUUCUUAGAGUCAAAGUUGGAAAGACUGAUUCAAUCACUGUCAGGGACAAAAUGUUAAGCAUUUUUGUGGAUACUAUUGUCUGGCCCAAAAUAUUUAACCAGACUCAACCACUUUCUCUGUGUACUCAGGAUUGUCAUUCUGGUUUUAGAAGAGCAGAGAAAGAAGGGAAGCCAUUUUGCUGCUAUGACUGCAUUUCUUGUCCUGAAGGGAAAAUUUCAAGACAGAAGGAUCUGUAUCACUGUCACCAAUGUCCAGAAGACCAUUAUCCAAACAAAGACAAGGAUGGGUGUCUUCCUAAAUAUAUCAGCUUCUUAAGUUAUGAAGACCCUCUGGGGAUCACUUUAGCCACUAUUGCCAUUUUUCUGUCUUCUAUCACAGCUUUGGUGUUUGGGGUCUUCAUAAAGUACAAGGACACUCCUCUAGUUAAAGCAAACAAUCAACACCUGACCUUUACUCUCCUAAUCUCUCUGCUGCUCUCCUUCCUUUGUGUUUUCCUCUUCGUUGGACAACCUAGGAAGAUGACGUGUCUUCUGCAACAACCUGCUUUUGGCCUUAUCUUCUCAGUAGCAGUUUCUUGUGUAUUGGCCAAAACCAUAAUUGUGGUUCUGUCUUUCAUGGCCACCAAACCAGGAUCCAGAAUGAGGAAAUGGCUGGGGAAAGGACUGGCUAAUGUUAUUCUUCUUUCCAGCUCCCUUAUACAAGGCAUUAUUUGUACCACGUGGCUGGCAACUUUCCCUCCAUUUCCAGAGUUAGACAUGCAGUCAAUGUCUGAGGAAAUAAUCCUGCAAUGUAAUGAAGGGUCAACUACAAUGUUUUAUUGCGUUGUGGGCUUUCUGGGCUUUCUAUCCCUUGUUAGUUUUACAGUAGCUUUCCUAGCCAGGAAGUUACCUGACAGCUUUAAUGAAGCCAAGUUUAUCACUUUUAGCAUGGUGAUCUUUUGCAGUAUUUGGUUGUCCUUUUUUCCAGCCUACCAGUCUACUAAAGGUAAAUACAUGGUGGCUGUGGAGAUGUUCUCCAUCUUGACUUCCAGUGCUGGGUUACUAGGCUGUAUCUUUUCCCCAAAAUGCUAUAUCAUUCUGAUGAGGCCUGAGCUGAAUAAUAAGCAUCAGCUAAUGAAGAGAAAUAAUCAAUGA